Molecule: messenger RNA, 4915 nt
Organism: Phyllostomus discolor (pale spear-nosed bat)
Lineage: Eukaryota; Metazoa; Chordata; Mammalia; Chiroptera; Phyllostomidae
Gene: BACE1
Product: beta-secretase 1
Exons: 9
Coding region: 507-2009 (500 amino acids)
Biological process (GO): membrane protein ectodomain proteolysis; amyloid-beta metabolic process
Cellular component (GO): trans-Golgi network; endosome; membrane
Molecular function (GO): aspartic-type endopeptidase activity
Source: RefSeq, a predicted model, not a curated record
GCAAUCCCAUGGAACAGCGAAACACCCUGGCUUUGACAGCAGCCACCGCAAGUCUUUCCGCCUCACCAGCCUGCCUGGGAGCUGGGAGCUGAAUUAUGGUGGCCCGACCAGCAAACGCAGCUGCAGGAGCCCAGCGUCUCUGCCCCUUCCUACGCUGCUAACCUGCCAGGAGCUCCAGGAAACCAGCCACAGCCGACCUGCCAUGCUCGCCCCUCCCAGCUCCCACAGGGGGUCCAAGCCAACCUCGCCAGGACCUACGCUAAGGCUGGAAGCCACUGGCCAGAUGUAGCCAAGAUCCAUCUCCUUUCCUUCUCUCUCUCUCUGCGGAUUGUUCCUGCCCAAUACCCACAGCCUGGACCGGGGCUGGUUCAAGGGCCUGCAGGAGCCCUGAUGUUGCACGGCUCUCUCUCCUGAGCAGCCACCACCAGCACUCAGAGUUGGGGGCGGACAGCGGAGACGGACGUGGGCCCGAGGGAGCCCAGAGGGCCUGAAGGCCAGGGCCCGAAAUGGCCCAAGCACUGCCCUGGCUCCUGCUGUGGAUGGGCUCAGCACUGCUGCCUGCCCACUGCACCCAGCCUGGCAUCCGUCUGCCUCUGCGGAGCGGGCUUGGGGGGACCCCUCUGGGCCUGCGACUGCCUCGGGACACGGAGGAGCCAGAGGACCCUUGCCGGAAGGGCAGCUUUGUGGAGAUGGUGGACAACCUGAGGGGCAAGUCCGGUCAGGGGUACUAUGUGGAGAUGACUGUGGGCAGCCCCCCACAGACGCUCAACAUCCUGGUGGACACAGGCAGCAGUAAUUUUGCAGUGGGGGCUGCCCCCCACCCUUUCCUGCAUCGCUACUACCAGAGGCAGCUGUCCAGCACAUACCGGGACCUCCGGAAGGGCGUGUAUGUGCCCUACACCCAGGGCAAGUGGGAGGGGGAGCUGGGUACCGACCUGGUGAGCAUUCCCCAUGGCCCCAAUGUCACAGUACGUGCCAACAUUGCUGCCAUCACUGAGUCGGACAAGUUCUUCAUCAACGGCUCCAACUGGGAAGGCAUCCUGGGCCUGGCCUAUGCUGAGAUUGCCAGGCCUGACGACUCCCUGGAGCCUUUCUUUGACUCCCUGGUAAAGCAGACCCACGUUCCCAACCUCUUCUCCCUGCAGCUAUGUGGUGCUGGCUUCCCCCUCAACCAGUCAGAAGUGCUGGCCUCGGUUGGAGGGAGCAUGAUCAUUGGGGGUAUCGACCACUCGCUGUACACAGGCAGCCUCUGGUACACACCCAUCCGACGAGAGUGGUAUUAUGAGGUGAUCAUUGUGCGGGUGGAGAUCAAUGGACAGGAUCUGAAAAUGGACUGCAAGGAGUACAACUAUGAUAAGAGCAUCGUGGACAGUGGCACCACCAAUCUUCGUUUGCCCAAGAAAGUGUUUGAAGCUGCAGUCAGAUCCAUCAAGGCAGCCUCCUCGACGGAGAAGUUCCCAGACGGCUUUUGGCUAGGGGAGCAGCUAGUGUGCUGGCAAGCAGGCACCACCCCUUGGAACAUUUUCCCAGUCAUCUCACUCUACCUAAUGAGUGAGGUCACCAAUCAGUCCUUCCGCAUCACCAUUCUUCCACAGCAAUACCUGCGGCCAGUGGAAGAUGUGGCCACAUCCCAAGACGACUGCUACAAGUUCGCCAUCUCACAGUCAUCCACGGGCACAGUUAUGGGAGCAGUUAUCAUGGAGGGCUUCUACGUUGUCUUUGAUCGGGCAAGAAAACGAAUUGGCUUUGCUGUCAGUGCUUGCCAUGUGCACGAUGAGUUCAGGACAGCAGCAGUAGAAGGCCCGUUUGUCACCCUGGACAUGGACGACUGUGGCUACAACAUUCCACAGACAGAUGAAUCAACCCUCAUGACCAUAGCCUAUGUCAUGGCUGCCAUCUGCGCCCUCUUCAUGCUGCCACUCUGCCUCAUGGUGUGUCAGUGGCGUUGCCUCCGCUGUCUACGCCAUCAGCACGAUGACUUUGCUGAUGACAUCUCCCUGCUGAAGUGAGGAGGCCCAUGAGCAGAAGGCAGAGAUUCCCCUGGACCACAUCUGGGUGGCUGGUCCAAUUUGGUCACAAGGAAACAGAUGGCACCUGUGGCCAGAACACCUCAGGACCCUUACCCACCCACCAAAUGCCUCUGCCUUGACAGAAAAGAAGUAAAAGCUGGCAAGGUGGGUUACAGGAUUGCACCUGUAGGAAACAGGAAAGAAAGCAAGCUCUAGUGACAGGAAUACUCUUGUCACCUCAAACUUGACUUGGGGAAUUCUGUUGCUUGAAACUUCAACCCUGAGUCUUUGCCCACCAUCCCUCUCAAUCCCCCAACCCAAAGUAUUCUUCUUUCCUUAGUUCCAGAAGUAAUGGCUCCCACCCAGGUGAUCCCAGUGGGCGUCUCUGCAGUACCUGGAAGAGAAAAGGGCCAGUCUGUUUCCCUGCUGCCAAGUCAGUAAGAGUGAAUGCAGUUUGCUUUUGCGUUAGGGAUAGGAACUGUAUCAAUGAGCCUAACUUGGUGCAAAGACUGCCUCUUGAAUUAAAAAGCAAUUUGACUCAAUAGUUGUACAAAUGCGAGUGGCUGGAGGAGGAGAAGAGGGAGUGCAAAGACAGGGAACACAAGGGGAUCCAAGCUAGGAAAGGUAGAAGCAUGACUUCUCGCCAGUUCCAGUUUCGGACUUCAUCUCCGAGACAGAAUCCCAUCUCUGUAAGAUGGUGUUGCUUCCCAGUGUUUUCUUUUCUGCGGCUGCAGCUGGACCAAAAGUGAGAUGGGAAGAAGAGCUUAUUUAACAAAAAAACUCUUUUUAGCUUUCUUAAAUGAAAAGUGUUCAGUAAGAAGUUCUAACUGAUGAAUUUCUACCUUACUGAUUCCACUUGUCUCUAUCUGAACACACUGCUCUACAUAUGCUAGGUACCACUGAAAUAUCCCAACCCUCCUAAACCCCAGUGCCCUAUGGAAAGCAACUGGAACAGUGCAAACAGAGCCGGGCUGGGCUUCAUCUUGCUGGGUACCUCUUCACUCCCUCCCCCAAAUCCCUAGUCCUCUGGAGCUCUGCAGCUGAGGUGCUAAGAAGAAAAGACAGGAGACCUCUCCUACCUAAUAAUCCUUGAAAGCAGAAUCCUGAAGAUUCAUUCAACAGGUAUAGGGGUGAUGCCCUUUAUUCAUGCUUGAUUUCUUCCUGUUCAGCUUUAAGUUGUAGUAAGACCUUUCCAUAAUACAGAGCAAUUUCAAUGAGGUCUCACCCUCUCUAUCUCACCCUCCGUCUAUUUGGCUAAGGCAUGCCACUGUGGCGCAAGUAUUAUACCAAGAGUGUCAGGAACACAAGGCUUUCAGGUUAUAGCAUCAUUGCCCUCAGUAUCAAGGAUGCCUGGAGAGUGGAUGGCAGCUUUAGGGCUUCCUUACUUCACCAUGAGAGCCUGUCAAAGGAAUCUACCCUUUUCUCCUGUUCUGCUCUCUAUUCCCCACUCCUAACAGUAGCUGGGUAUCUAGGCUGGUUCUUGGGCUAUAUAUUGGUGACCAAGUUCAUUACCUAUCACUUCUACCACAGUCAUCUAUGACACCAGUGUUAGUGAGAAGAGCUGAAUUUUCCUGGUAUACCCACUGGAUCUUAUUCCUUACAUGGUCAAUACACUGUUUCCAGAUAUGGGACCUGUCAAGUGUGGAAUUACCCGAUGAGGGAGAGGGAAUUACAAGAAGGGCCUCUGGAAAUCCUGGCCUCAGCCAGCUGCCCACAAGCCAUAAACCAAUAAAUCAAGAACACUGAGUCAUAGUUUUUUUAUCUGGAUUCUCUUCAUUCCCCCGCAGUUGGUGCUUCUUUGGCUGACUGGGCACACCGUAUAACUAUUAUGACAGACAGGAAGACUGGAGAUUGUCUAUUUCCAGCUCGGACCUUACUGUGUAAAUAAACCUCCAGAAUUGCUACCAUGGAAUAAAAAUGCCACAUUCUGCUUUAUAAUUUCUACCCAUGUUGAGGAAAACUUUUUUGCUUUUCUCAGUUCUUUCCAGGGCAUAAAACUCAAUCCCUUCAUUAGUAAGUUCCACUGUCCUACUUUUCUUUAAGAGAAAACCUGGGCUUGCUUUUUACAGUUAACUUCCUUUCUACCCUGAAACUAUAAACUCUAAGUAUAUGAAGAAAAAUCUUGACCACAGCUUCUUGCCUGUACAAAUAUAUAUUCUAUGUCUCUAUUUUUAAAUUCUACUCCAGAAAAAUGGUUGCCCCACUUUCCUCACUGUACUGGGGCUUUUCUCACUGACUGCAUGGCUCUUCCUGCCACAGGCCAGCGGGCAGAAGGAAAGGGAGAGCAAGGCUGGCCAAAACUUCAGUGCUGCUUUCUGACUGAUCCUGCACAAGGAAAAGGAAAGAGCAACAAUAAGGCUUCAGUUCCCAUGCACAAAUCUCCGAAACACUUGUCCUCCAGCUGUAGCUGGCUUUCAAGGGCUUUUACUAGGUAGUGGUUAAACCCCCCUAUCUACUUUCUCCUUUUCUCCUCCUUUGGAUUAAAAGACUUGUGCAAAGAAACAUAAUAUUCUUUACAUACACUUCUAAUUUCUAAAUUUUCAGAUUAUACUAAAAUAUACUGUAGGUAGCCUGAAGGCUGCUGUGAAGUUGAGGGGAAAUAAAAUCUUAAGUUUACAAAAUAAAAAAAAUGAAUCCUCCACCAAUUAAAAAGAACAAAGGAACUGCUCUUCCAUUUUGCCACAUUUCCUGAUCAUGACAGCUACCACACAGGAGACAUUCAUAUUUUAUUAACCAAGGGAAGUGGAUUAAUGUCACUUCAUUAACCCACUCAGGCCAUUUCAAUAACCCUACAAGAUGCCCAGGAGUUUCUGGGAAAUCCAGUUCCUUAGACUGAUGUCAGUCAAUAAAUCUGGGCAAGUAAGACAAGAGAAGAGGAAGAAUAUGUCCAUGAGCUGACAGGUAAG